AUGUCUCUACCCAAAAUCCAAAUAGAAGAGGUGCCGGACAGCACGGAUGCUGGCUCUGGAGCUGCUGCUCCUCCUGAUGACCACCUGAGGAGCCUCAAGGCGUUGACGGAGAAGCUGAGACUGGAGACCAGGCGCCCGUCCUACUUGGAGUGGAAAGCAAAGCUGGAGGAGCAGGCAUGGAAGAGCCCCCAGCCAGCAGGAGAAGAGGAGGAGGAGGAGGCGACCGAGGCCAAAAAGGCCACGGGGGAGACUGUCCCCUUGAGGAAGGCGCAGCUGCAUCUCAAUGGGAGCCCUGCCCAGGACAAGGUGACUCUUACCUCAGGGAGAAUAGGUGGCUUUGAGAGCAUCGACGAAGCUUUGACGUGGCUCAGGAAGGAACUGGCAGAAAUGCGCCUGCAGGACCAGCAACUGGCGAGGCAGCUCAUGCGCCUUCGCAGCGAUAUCAACAAGCUGAAGAUCGAGCAGACCUGCCACCUGCACCAGCGCAUGCUCAACGACGCCACGUACGAGCUGGAGGAGAGGGAUGAGCUCUCCGACCUCUUCUGCGACUUCCCCCUCGUGAGCUCCUUCAGCCUCUCCACGCCGCUCAAGCUCAUCGGCGUCACCAAGAUGAACAUCAACUCCCGCCGGUUCUCGCUGUGCUGA
This is a messenger RNA of Pygoscelis adeliae (Adelie penguin), 645 nucleotides long. It is a transcript of the gene FAM167A, whose product is annotated as family with sequence similarity 167, member A. The record is from RefSeq and is a predicted model, not a curated record. The transcript is spliced from 2 exons. Lineage: Eukaryota; Metazoa; Chordata; Aves; Sphenisciformes; Spheniscidae. The coding region runs from base 1 to 645 and encodes 214 amino acids.